Aedes albopictus (Asian tiger mosquito) is the source of this 11306-nucleotide messenger RNA. RefSeq lists its product as uncharacterized. The coding region runs from base 142 to 1308 and encodes 388 amino acids. Gene Ontology annotation, molecular function: DNA-binding transcription factor activity, RNA polymerase II-specific; RNA polymerase II cis-regulatory region sequence-specific DNA binding; protein dimerization activity. Lineage: Eukaryota; Metazoa; Arthropoda; Insecta; Diptera; Culicidae. The record is from RefSeq and is a predicted model, not a curated record. The transcript is spliced from 3 exons. Gene Ontology annotation, biological process: regulation of transcription by RNA polymerase II.
CAAUGUGGGAAGCGCAGCCUGGCAGUCGUCAUCAAUCCUCGACACCGACCAGUCAGUUUUCAUCUUACGAGUGUUCCAGUGCAAAAAACUGUGCAAGGAUAUCCCAAGUGAACAAAGCAACGGUGAUAAUUUUAUUCAACCAUGUCCAAUCAUUCAAAAUUACCACCGUCCACCAACGGAUUACUUUCGGUGUUUGAAAAGGCCAACGCAAGUUUAAUUGGUAAUGCCUUGGCACCGGUGUCUACCGUCGAAAGCUCACCUAAGGUUAACGCAUUCAAUAACGGCGGGAGCUCGAUUGAAGGCACCAGCAAUAUAGCGUCGAUUCCCGAAUCCGACGAGGAUUUAUCGGAUUUCUCUUAUAACGACAGCGAAGAAAUGGAGGACGAUUCUCGCCAUUCAUCGGUUGACGAUAAAAAUGAUCACUCAUCCAGCGUUCCAUCAAAGGAAGAAAUAUCAUCAUACAAACUGAGCUCCUUGGCUGCUACGCCAGCAGUUCUGCCGGUACUGAAUCUAGCUGGUACCAAGUUGGGCAUAGGAAGUGGAACAGUUGUCCGUAAAAUGUUCACCAAUACCAGAGAACGUUGGCGCCAACAGAAUGUGUCCGGUGCAUUUGCUGAACUUCGCAAACUGGUUCCGACCCAUCCUCCAGACAAGAAGUUAUCCAAAAACGAAAUUCUUCGAAUGGCCAUAAGAUAUAUUCGAUUGCUCACAAACGUGUUGGAAUGGCAAAAGAAACAAGAGGCAAAUGAUAAAUCUGAUCAGCAAGGUCAGCAUAAAACAGUCAACAUGACUGGAUUCACCAAACAAUCACGUCACUUUAACGGAGGAAACAAUGAAAACCACUUUACCGGAAACUAUCGAAAUAACGGAAACAACCUAUUGAUGGUGGUCCCGAAGUCGUUUAGCAAAAUUCAGCUGGGACAAAAAUGUGCCACGGAAUUUGCAAAUGGCUUCCAACGUCCAAUUAAAGUUGAACCUUCCUCUGGCUGCGGAACCACCAUUGAAAAGAUCAAACUUGUCAAUAAGUUGUGCCCGUCGGGAAAGAUAAGCAAGAAUGGGUUGAAAAACAGAAGAAAGGUCGUUCCGCUGUGCGCCAUCGAAGACGGUAUCAAGACGAAUCUGGGAUUAUCCGGGUAUAUGGAAAGAACAGGAGUUGAAAGUGAGAUAAAACGUGAAAUUAAUCACGGUCACCAUGGUCAGUGUCACCAUCAGCGAGGAACAGACCGUGAUGGACCAGAAUGCGAACAAAAUCUUGAUAAGAAAAAGUGCAACGGGGACCGAUGUGAUGAUGAUAAAAAGGGAAAAUAAAUUUAAGUUGAUUGGAAAAUAAGUUCCUAAUAAUCCCAAUGAAUCAAAACUUUUCGCAUAGCAUAGAAUGAAAUAAAUUAAAAUAUAACUCUUAUCAUAAACUACAUAGAAGACAAUACCUACAGCUACAAUAAAACUUAUCUGUGUUUCAAAUGAUUCAAUAUUCUCCAACGUAAUCAAUCGUCUACUUUUUUUGCGAAACGUCUUAGCAAUUAGUUUUCUUAGCACUAAAUCAAAAAUCAACCAUCGCGCAAUAAUAAUGACAAUAUCGCAACCUGCAUUUGCUGCGACAAUCCAUCCAAUGUAGUGCGACAUAAGCUUGUCGAAACUUGAGGUUUGGGUUUAGGUGGCUGGUUCAUCUCUGGUUCAAACUUGAACAGGAUAGGAUUAAUAUCGUGCACCACGAGUUUUUAGUCUUGCAUUGCGAUUUUUAGCGUUAACUUCGAGUCGAUAAACACUGAAACGCUGUUGAAGAUCUAUCAUCAAACAGUUUCGAUCUCGGGUUUGUAAUAAUAUAUUUUUUUAAGAGUUGAAAAGUACGCAAAAAAAAUCAGCUUCAAUUUUGUCCCCAACAAAAAAAAAUCGAGAUCAUGUCAUUAUGUGUUACCAGUUAGGAUAAAGAGAAAUCCCCGCGUCUUCUUUGUUGCUUGUUUUAUGCCUCUUUUGUCUGACAAUUGAGGGGGUUACAAGCAAAGGGGUGUAAGUGACAAAAACCCACUUUCGAAUAAAUGAGGUUUAAAAUUCUUCACCAUUUUUUUAUCCCAUAAAAAAUGUAUAGAAUUGCAAAAUCAACCCAAUUUUCUAAGAUUUAUUGUAAUUUUUCUAAUCAUCGUAAAAACAAACUUAAAGAAGUUCCUGAAACCUUAAAAUCUGAAGAAUUUUUUGAUAUGCUCGGCUUAAAAUCGACAAAAUGGUCACUUACACCCCUUUGCAUCUGGGCCCCUCAAUUGUCUUCUCUGGUUCUUAGUGAUCGACCGGAAAUCGAAUCCGUCACCCUCAGCAUGAUAUUCCCAACAAAGAAUCGCAAUCCACAAACAAGCAUGCAUGCUGAGUUGUUGCUUUAUAAUAGUAAUGAUAGCUGAACUAAAAUUAUGCUGUACAUAUUACUGUACACCCCAACUAACAAGCACCUUUAUGACGAAUUAAUUCAGCACAGACAAACAGACGUAACACUUCGAACAUUUGUCGAUUCAAAUCAUAGUCACGGAAACAUGUUCGCCAAAUGCUAAAAGGACUAAGUUUUGCGGUAGUGAGCUAACGUCAAAUUCGGACAAAAACGAUGCGAGCGCCACGGUUGAGCCGUUGGCCAACUACAAUAUUUUGAAAAGUACCGUUUAAUCGAUGUACGAUGAGGAUUAUCAGAGUGUUACGUCUGUUUGUCUGUGAAUUCAGCAUGAUGCUGAAUAAUAUUUGGAUAAUUUUCAGGUACAACCGUUGUUUGGGUUUUGUUCACACAAAUUUGUUGAAAUUAUGGAGCAUAGUGUUGUGUACAAACUGAACUGUUUGUUGUUAGAAGCGUUUAACAAUUAUAUACUGAACAGCAGCUGCAUUAAUGCGUUGUUCAGUUGUUAACCCUUUAACGCUCAUGGUGUCUGUAGAGCACCAUCACUUUUUGACGAAUCCGACCUAAACCAGUUCACUUCAUUAUGUUAUAAAAGUGUUUGGGAUGAGAUUACAAGCUUAUUACAGAACUUAUAACUCUAAUUAUUGAUUCAAUAGUGAAACUAUUGAUAAACAAUCAGUAACUAUUGAUAAACAUUUUUUUUACAAUUUCGAUAAAUUAAAAUGAUUGAUAACAACUUUUAUUCGAGCACUUUUUAUUCAAAGCAUUUAUAAGCAUUCAAAACUUUGAAAGAAGUCAUGGGCGGGGAGGGGUUAAUCAUAAUGUUCUGAGCUAAUUCACCACUGCUGAAUAGGAGUCGAAGUGUGAUAAUUAUAAUUAAUAAUUAAUAUUAAUUUAAUUAAUAAUUAAAUAAUAAUUAUUGAACUACGGGAAGUUUAUGUUUUGAUUUGAGCGCUUCAAUUCAUCAUCUAGGAUGGCGCAGAUAGGAAGGCAUGCGGCUGCCAAUCAACGGGUCUCGAGUUCGAAUCUUGAUUUAGGCAAAUUUAAGUGUAGUUAUUAUUUCACAAUAGUUGUUCACAGCAUAAGUAGGGGGAUUUAGGGGCAUAAUGGACACCCUAAGCAAAGGAGUAUGUUAGGGCUGUAUAACAGACAAAAACUUAACAUAUUAUCAGCUGGCUUACAACUUUAACUUGUUUCCUACGUACAGGGGGUGGCCAAAAUGUUCGGGAUAGGCAACUAUUAUUCUUCCACAAAAAAGUUCAACAUGCUAUAACUUUUCAUAGAGUGCAUCAAAUAUUCUCAAAUUUUGACCGUUUGUCAACCUACUAUAUGUGCAUCAGUGGUACAAAUUUGAGCUCGAUUGGUUAAUCUUUCGCAAAGUUAUAACCGUUCUGGUAAAACACUAUUUUAAAGACUAUCUAUUAUUGAACUCUCAUAUCUCGGACACUAGUGAACCGAAUUGAAUGAAAUUUUGAGCGAUUAUCAACAAUAUAAUAAUGCCUGAAAAUUCAUCAAAACAUAGGUACUUUUUAAACGAUGAAAAAAGUUAUGAUAGAUUGACAAUUUUGGAUCUUUUUCGAAAAAAAUGUAUUUUUUUUUUACAUCAAUGCCAUUAAAUUUUAUUUUUGAUAUCCACAGAUUUUCUACUUCUGUUCAUAAGAUAUUUAUAAUAAGGUAUAUUAGAGCCUAUUAGGAUUAAAGGAAGAACAUGUUUAGUAAUGUUUGUGCAGUAUUGUAAAUUUGACUCAUUUUCCUCUAUGUGGGUGAAAAUGUCAAACCAUCAUAACUUUUUUCAACGUUUAAAAAGUACCUAUGUUUUGAUGAAUUUUCAAGCAUUAUAUUAUUGUUGAUAAUCUCUCAAAAUUUCAUUCAAUUCGGUUCACUGGUCUCCGAGAUAUGAGAGUUCAAAAAAUGAUAGUCCUAAAAAUAGUGUUUUACCAGAAUGGUUAUAACUUUGCGAAAUAUUAACCAAUUGAGCUCAAAUUUGUACCACUGAUGCACAUAUAGUAGGUUGACAAACGGUCAAAAUUUGAGAAUAUUUGAUGCACUCUAUGAAAAGUUAUAGCAUGUUGAACUUUUUUGUGAAAGAAAAAAAGUUGCCUAUCCCAAACAUUUUGGCCAUCCCCUGUAUUUCAAUCAUCAGGUAGAAUGUCAUAAUUGUGAAGAAAUAAUGAAUUGUAAACCGUUUUUUUGGAGCUGGCAGGAAAGGUAUGGGGCGAAAUGGACACCCAUCGGGACAUAAUGGACACUCCUGCAUAUUUUAUGCUGUAUCUUUGAUAAUAUUGAUCAGUUAAGUAAUUUGCCUACGGAGAUCAAUACCACAGAUAUAAUACUUCAUCUUAGACGAGUUUACAUAAUACCAAAGUUAAUUAAAUAAAUUUAAGGCUAAAAUAAUCGGAUUGAUUUUUUUCCAAACUCUCUAAAACGCCUAACAUAAUGCAACGCGCGUACAUUCAUUCAUAACUGCCAGUGUUCAUUUCGCCCCGAAUCGACUACAACAUUCAAUUUGCUAUUUUAAGUAAGUUCUGAUCAAAAACAUAAAACUUCAUCCAUUGCUAAAUCUUCGUAUACAUGAAGAUAAGUUAACAAUUCACUUGGUUUUAUGGUGAGCGCACUCAAACACUCGUUAUACCUUAUUUGCUGCUGCUUAGAAAUAAUCAGAAAUCCAACAUAUGAAAAACAUACUUCGAUUUUAAUGAUAUUUUGGUUAUUUUGAAGGAAUAUAAAUGGUACUUUUGAAAAAUAAAACAAUGACUUGUUCCUUUACACUUAUGCAUUAAUUUUUCACAUAAAAGUCAACGGUUUCGGCAAAAACAUGAGUGUCCAUUAUGCUCCUAAUCCCCAUACAUAUGAUAAACUCUCGUGAAAACUGAUAAAUUUUGCAAUUUAUUUAUUUUAAAGCAUUUUUACUAAAGCUGCAUAACAGAUUUACUAUAUAGUUGUAAAACGAUUUAACAACAAACAGUUCAAUUGGUACACAACACUAUGCUUUACAGUUUCUUCAAAUUUGUGUUUACAAAACUCGUACAAAGCUUAUGUCUGAAAAUUACCCAAAUGUUAUUCAGCAUCAUGCUGAAUUAAUUCGUCGUAAAGGUGCUUGUAAAAUGAGUGAUUUCCAGAAUCUGAAAAUAAUCGCAAAAAUAAUCUGAAACAGCUGGAGUAAUUCUUAAAUCACCUACUGCAUAAUCUAUAUGAGCGAUUCCAAGCAACAGCAUCAAAAUUAAGCAAAUUUUUUAAUUCAUGAUUUUCUAUUGAACUGAAACUUUGCACAGUUUUUCAGUUCCAUCUAAAUCGCCAUUUUUCGAUAUCAAAUUUUAAUUUUGAAUCACGACUAACUUUUCAAAAGGGUGUAUGUGAAAAUGGUUCAAAAAUAUUCAAAAAUCUGCACAGCCAAAAUGGUUCGUUCGAUUGCUAUGAAUUUUUCAGCAAAGUUAGAUAACUAAAUGGUGAUUCCUAAGAAAAUAUACACUGUGAAAAAAAAAUCUUUUUUAACAUUAAAAAUAUCAUUUUUGCCACAAAAACUCAAAUAUCUCAAAACCCUAUCUUUUUACCAACGUAAUUUUUUUAGCGAAGACGGUCCAUUAUAUUAGCAAUCUACCAUAAAAAUUUGGUGAUGGUAAACUAAUAAACAAAAAAGUUAUAACAUUUCAAACAUUUCACAAUUUUCACAUUUGGUAAAUAUUUUUUUCUGUGUAAAUUAUUUCGGUCAGAAAUCGCAGUUUGAUGCUGAUUUUAUUGUUAAGCAAAGUUAGAUAACUAAAUGGUGAUUCCUAAGAAAAUAUACACUGUAAAAAAAAAAUCUUUUUUAAUCUUAAAAAAUAUCAUUUUUGUCACAAAAACUCAAAUAUCUCAAAACCCUAUCUUUUUACCAACGUAAUUUUUUAGGGAAAACGGUCCAUUGUAUUAACAAUCUACCAUAAAAAUUUGGUGAUGAUGAACUAAUAAACAAAAAAGUUAUGACAAUUAAAACAUUUCACAAUUAUCACAUUUAGUAAUAUUUUUUUAAGUGUAAAUUAUUUCGGCCGGAAAUCGCAGUUUGAUGCUGAUUUUUUUGUUAAUGGUCGUGCGUGAGUAAAACAAGCUGUUUUUAUUAUGUAUUAUGUAUAUUAUAUGUACAGUAAUGUUCCGAUUUUAUCACGCCCUCCGCGCAUUAGUCGUUUAAGGUACACCGGAGCAAGUUGAAAUGGGUGGGGCAAGAUGAAACACGAAGUUUUGAAACAGAUUUCAAUACAAUUUUGUAAUUUAUCUUUCGUUAAAAGAUUGUUUGAAUCAAAAACUAUGCGUUACGGCGAUCAAACUAUUUAUUAUCAUUAGAAAACAUCAUGUUAACCCGCUGUUUCAUCUUGCCCCACCCGUUUCAACUUGCCCCGGUGUACCUUAUUCAUUAAUUUGCUGUUACAUUUGAGGACAAGUGUUUUCCCUCUUCUUCAAGAUGAAUGUUGAGAGCGUGUUUUGCAACGUUAAAAAUAUUGAAAUGGGUAUAGAUGUUGAAGAAUAUUCCAAAACAUUUUUGAAAAGGGGCGUGAUUAAAUUGUUUAAACAGAUGUCGCUGAUGGUGCGGUGGCAUGACUCUCUGCACUUAGCACUUCUGGCAAUGUCUUAGUUGUUGUCGUUUUAGAACUUCCUGCGCCCUGCUUUACCGAUGAUAUACAGAUGGCUCGUUUGUCAAAGUCUAGACGACACUACGUGCAAGUAAAUUUGUAUUCAAUGUGGGCAUUUGGGCAUAACGAGUCUCUUUCAGUUUAUCUAUGGUGCUUUCGGUGAGAUUUCGUAACUCUUUUGAACAUUUUUUUUUCAUCAAACGGUCUACAAGAGAGCGUUGAGUUGAAGACCUUUGAGAAAGCGACUGUUCAUGUUGUUCGUUAGAUUAUAAUAAACAAAAUCACUUAUUAGUUUUCACUGACUAGUUUGGUGUUGUUUGCUUGACUGAAGAAAAAAAUUACUAAUAAUUAAUUUAAUAUCCAUAGCGAAGUAUUUCUUUGCUUUUUCGUGAGCAUUGUCAUGGUAUGUAUACAGACACACAAACGUAACACUGACGAAAUUUUCAUUGACCACGCCUUUAACGAUCAUUUUGAAUCUUGGUUGUGGCUUUCAUAACCAGAAGAGCGCCCAUCGUGCGUUUGACGUUUCACACCAGCGCCUUCUGAUGACGAUAUUGCACAACGCAGUGUUUCGUAAAACAUUUCCACCAGGUGGUGUUAGUGUGAACUGGGCGAUGGAUUUUCACGAAAAUUGUUCUAGGCGUUUCGUCUGUUUGUCUAUGGUAUGUACCUCUCAUGCAUUUGUUGUUGUUGAAGUUACUCACAUUCUUCCGAUCAUAAAGUCUGUUCUUUAAGAGGUAAUUUUUUUUUUAGAUAAACUAGACGUAUACGCGUAUAUAAAACUUUUAUUAUACAGCUUUUCUCUUAAAAAUAAGUUUAAUUCCAUUUUCUUAUAAUCAACAGCUUUUCAACACUAUCAAGGGAUUUUUUCACCAGUCACGUACAAUAAAAAGUAUGACACUCUCAAUGUUUUUGAUCACAACACUGGAUCGCGUCUAAGUUUCAAAUAGAUACUACAGCAAUUAUGAAUAAUCAAACAAAAAUAUCAUGAAAACAAUUUGUUUAAUUCAGGCGGUAGCCUUUACAAUAAAAUCAACAUCAAAAUAUAAUUCUCGAAAUAAUUUACACAGAAAAAAAUUUUUUUUUGUUACUAAAUGUAAAAAUUGUGAAGUGUUUGAAAUGUCAUAACUUUUUUGUUUAUCAGUUUACCAUCACCAAAAUUUUAUGGUAGAUAGCUGAUAUAAUGGGCCAUUUCCCCUAAAAAAUUGACGUUGGUAAAAAGAUAGGGUUUUGAGAUAUUUGAGUUUUUGUGACAAAGAUCAUAUUUUUUUAAAGUAAAAAAAUAAUUUUUUUACAGUGUAUAUUUUCUAAGGAAUCAUCAUUUAGUUAUCUAACUUUGCUGAAAAAUUCAUAACAAUCGAACAAUCCGUUUUUGCUGUACAGCUUUUAGAAUAUUUUUGAACUAUUUUCGCAUACACCCAUUUGAAAAGUUAGUCGUGAGUGAAUAUGAAGGUUUAAUAUCGAAAAAUGGCGAUUUAGAUGAAAUUGAAAAACUGUGCAAAGUUUCAGAUAUUUUUGAAAUGGUCGCUCAGGAUCGACUGACAUGACUCCGUGGAAUUCCUCAUAUAAAUAAAAAUUGAAUGGUGUUUGUAUGUCACGAAUAGGCCAACGGAUCUACACCAUAUUUCAGUGUUUCAUUCGUGCAAGGCUCCGACGUGUUUGUACGAAAAAAUAAUUGGGAAAAUCGACCGGGAACGCACCGAAAACGAGAAAGUUUGAAACUCCAUUUUGCGGGGCAUUUUUCUACAGAGCUGCAUGUCAAAAAAAAACAUAGUAGGCAAGCAGAACGACGUUUGCCGGGACAGCUAGUUGAAGAUAAAAACCAUGAAUCAUUAAACUUUACGAAAUUGUAAUACAAUACUUUAUUACUUCUAGGCGACGAAUCGAUGGAGAUCUAAAAGUUUAGGAAAAAUGACUAACAAAAUGCUCAACAGAUUUAUAAAAAAAAUCUUCCAAAAUAUCUGAAUGCACUUUCAAAAAAAGCCUAAUAGAAAUAUCUUAAGAACGAGAAUUCCAAAGAAAUUAUCCAAAAGAAUUGCAAGUAUUACUAUUUAUUUAACAAUUUAUGAUAGUUUGCCUGAGUAAGAACAGUGUGAUUUUUUUUAUAUUUACCUUCAGGAAGUAUUUCCAAGGAAUCUCCGGAAGAAUAUCGUACACAUUCCUAAACAUAUCAAAUCAACUUUUGGAAAAUCUCUUUGUAAUGAAAUUGUUGGUAAAGCUUCUAAAAAAGUUAUGGGUGAGCCCAUGGGGAGUGCAGGUUAUUCUAGAGGUAGUUUUAAGUAAUAAAUUUAAAGUUUUUUUAACAGGAAAUAUUAAAAAAUAUUAGCUGAUACAAUUCAAAACACAGCUAAGCAUUAGCUGAUACAAUUCAAAACAAAUCAAAUAAUGUUCAAACUUUUUUUUUCUAGAAUAAAAAUUCCACUAAAAGUUUUUAAUGAAAUACAGCAAAAAGUUAUCAUUCAAAAAUUUUCCAUGCAAUUUCCUUGAGGAGAAUGCAUUCCAUAUUAUGUAACUACAUUAUUUUCAUUUAUACCACCAUAUAGGGUCUUGUACCAUUUGGGCAGGUGUACCUAUUUUGGGCACUUGCCGCUAUAGCAAAGUCAAUUUCAAACAGAUUGAUUUGAAUUUUUGUAUAGAGUUAGGCACUUAGAGUAUCUUACUCUAAUCUGAUCUGAUUUAUUCUCUUUACGUCAACAGACAAUUUUGUCCCAAUGAUGGUUAAAACUGUUUAAUACUAUAACAACAGAUAACACAAACACAAAAUCAUUAUUCGUCAGCGCUUGUACAAAAUAUCACAGAAAAUUUACGUCUGAUUGUUGCACGAGACAAAUUAAAAUCGAAACCGGUUGCUGCCCUAUUGAAGACUCGAAGAGCACCAUGAAUAGCGAUAUUCUGGCCAUAGUUCGGUUCAAAACUCUACCGCCGACACCAAGCCUUUCCAACUUAGCAAUCGUUAUAGCGUGACUGAAUUUAUCGAAGGCUGCAGACACAUCCGUAGAUGACAUCCGUUUGGGCUCUCUCUGCAAAGCUUUCCACAAUGUACGUGGUAAGACACAGGAGGUUAGUCGAGGUCGACCUACCUGAGAUCAACCCACACGCUAAAACCACUCAGCACCUAGAAUGUGUAAGCCCUACUCAUAAGAGCAUAAUUUCCAGACCACACAAAAAUGUGUAACAGUUACACAUUCUCAAAAACAGCUCGUACACUCGUCUAGAUGCGAAAUGUCGAUAUUUUUUUUGUUUUCCAAGGUCACUAGAAAACCUAGCUAGAUUGCUGUACAAAUUUGUUUGCGAAUAUAACGAUUUUGCGGACACAGGAGCUGAUUUUGUAAAUGUGCAAGGGUUACACAUUUUUGGUCUUCUUCUUCUUCUUCUUCUUUAUGGCUCGACGUCCUCACUGGGACUUGGCCUGCCUCGCUUCAGCUUAGUGUCCUUCGAGCACUUCCACAGUUAUUAAUUGAAGGGCUUUCUUUGCCUGCCAUUGCAUGAAUUUGUAUAUUGUGAGGCAAGUAUAAUGAUAUACUAUGCCCAGGGAGUCGAGAAAAUUUUCCCGACCGGAGCAGGAAUCGAAACCGCCGUCUCCGGAUUGGCAAUCCAUAGCCUUAAUCACUAGGAUAACUGGAGACUGGUGUAGUCUGGAAAUUAUGCACUUUAGUGCUGAGCGGCGUUAGCGUGCAUGUUGGCCGUCACUCAGAUACUGUUUGCAGUGUGCGAGAAGUGGGUCCAUAACUACAAGUUCAAGCAGCUUGGAGAUUGCGCACAGUAGUGAUGUGAAUACCGCGGUAGUUGCAGACGUUCCUGCGAUCACCUUUCUUGUGAACGGGAAACAUAACGGCAGUUUUCCAAAACCGACGGGAAUUCACCACUUCACAUUGGUCGGGCUCCAUACAAAGGGGCGGCCAAAACUCCCAAAAAAUGAAUUUGAUAUUUUUAAACUUAAUUUCAUCCUUUAACAAAGUUAUUGUAUUGUAGUUAUAUGAUUCUUAAUUCAAAGCAUACCAAUUUUUAUAAUUCAAUGACAUUUUCACUGUCAAAGUGGCCUAUGUCACAAAAUUAAAAAAUGAACCACUCGAAAAAAGUAAAAUAUUAAUAUUUUGAGAAUGUAGUUUUUUUUUUCUAUACAAAAACUCAAAUCAACCGGUUUUAAAUCGACUUAGUUAUAGUGGCAAGUGCCCAAAAUAGGUACACCUGCCCAAAUAGUACAAGAGCCAAUUUAUUGAUUCAACAUUUUUGUCAGAAAUUUAUUUCUUGAAUAUUCUUACCGAAGUCUUAAGGUAAUCGGCUUUAACAAAGCCACAGCAUGAAUUUUUAAGAGCACAAAUCUCAAGAAUCAA